GUUUUGUGCCAUCCGGGGGACAGUCGGUGGCUUUGAGUGUUAACCAGGUGGACUGUCGAAGCCCUGCGAUAGCUGGGAUGUUGCAGCAGAAGGGCGGCAGCAUCCAGCGAGAUUCGGCCCUGUCUCAGCCGUCGGCCUCCAAUUUCUUCUCCCUGUCUCACCCUGGAUCCUGGGGAAUGGGGCGCAAUACCAAGAGCAACUCUUUGAGCAGUAUAAGCUCCAACUCCGACUGCUGCGACAACCCCGCCGUCGAUCCAGAAUACAUCAUGCGGCUGGUGAACGACGUCCGGAAAUUCGCGGACGUUUUGCUCGACCUGAAAGAGACGAUUCUCUCCGAAGAAAGUCAACAAGAUUGCCUGCAUCGCGUGGUUCACGAGCGUUUGGGAGAGUUGCUUCGCGUCUUGAAGGCGAUAAUAAACAAACAUCAGACUCUCAACUCAGUUGCUAUUCUUAGUGCUGCCGGAGUGGUUAUCGCAAAAGUGAAAGCUGUGAACUUCAAAGAGGUGAAUGAAGAAAACAAGAGAGACCUCUUCGGUGAAAUAUUUUCUGCUAUUGAAACAUUGGCAUUCACCUUUGGCAACGUUGUAUCAGACUUCCUUAUGGGAGAUGUAGACAAUGGUUCGUCCUUGGAACUUCCUGUCUCUCGGAGAAGUCGGUCUUUUGAAAAUAUUUCUGUGGAAUCAGUGGGAUCGCUCCAUGAAAAAGAUGACGUUCAAGGACAUCUUCAGCCCAGGGAGCUCGAUAGCAUGCUUCUAAGGAAUGAUGAUGGUGUUGAACUGGCUCUGUCAUACGCUAAGGCUUGGUCAAAAUAUACCAAGGAUAUAGUUGCAUGGGUGGAAAAAAAGCUCAGCCUAGAAUUGGAAUGUGCUAAAAACAUUGCCAAAAUGGCUGAGACAACUAAAGCAAUCAUUGGGCUCCAGGAAUUUAUGCCAUUCCGGGCACUCUUCAUAAAUGCUUUUAAUAACGAUGUUGAAAACAGUCAACUUUUGCAGCAAACAGCUGUCGCUCUCCAAGCCAACAAAUUUGUGCAGCCUCUCAUCGGAAGAAAAAACGAAUUGGAUAAGCAAAGGAAAGAAAUCAAAGAGACUUGGCAGCGAGAGCAAAAGAAAAUGCAAGAGACAGAGACAGCACUUAAAAAAGCCAAGCAGCUAUGUAUACAGCGACAAGACGAGUAUGAAAAGGCAAAAUCUUCCACUGUCCGUGCUGGGGAGGAACGCCUGAGUUCAAGUGGAGGACUAAUGAAAGAUGCCAGUAAACAGGUUGAGAAGAAACGAAGGCUAGAAGAGGAGGCUCUCCAGAAAGUUGAAGAAGCAAAUGAACACUACAAAACCAGCAUGGCAGAUGUGGAAGAAAAGCGAAAUGAUCUGGAAAAUACCAAAAGUGAAAUUUUAGCCCAACUCAGGGAGCUGGUUUUCCAGUGUGAUCUUACCCUUAAAGCCGUGGCGGUGAACCUGUUCCAGAUGCACCAUGCCCAAGUCGUGUCUUUACCAGUCAACUACCAGUCACUCUGUGAGAAUGCCAAGUUAUACGAGCCAGGGCGGCAGUAUGCGGAAUUUGUGAAGGCAAAGCGUGCCCUUCAGGAAGACGGUCCUAUCGAAACAAGUUUAUUUGAAGCCCAGAAUUCCCAAGUUGAUGGGCUUUUUUUAACUCGGCGGUUGACAAACAGUACCCACACCUCCCAUGGAAACCUAUCUCAGGGCUCUGGUGACUGCCCAUCUCAGCCCUUAGAGGUUAUUGGGAGCCCAAUUCGUCGACGUUCUGGAAAGAUUGGAGAGAAGAGGUCUUGUAGCAGCAUGGAUAUCCCAGCGGUGAGAGGACCACCACCUUUCAGAUCGUGGUCAGUUGGCAACCAAAGCGGUGGAAUGUGGAGUGACUCGGAGAGUGCAGGGGGAAGCAGUGAAUCACGGUCUAUGGACUCUCCAUCAGCUAGCCCAGGAGAUUUUAAGCGCCGACUUCCACGCACACCUUCCACAGGAACAAUGUCCUCCGCAGAUGAUCUUGAUGAGAGAGAGCCACCUUCCCCUUCAGACCCUGGGUUAAAUGACCUCGUUCCUGAAAUUGCCAGUUCUCCCGGGCCGUUCAGAAAUACCGUUAUGUCCAAGGCGGCUCUCACACACAAGCUGCGAAAGCUGAGGGCUCCAUCUAAAUGCCGAGAGUGUGACAGCUUAGUGGUGUUUCAUGGCGCAGAGUGUGAGGAGUGCUCUCUUGCUUGUCACAAAAAGUGUUUAGAAACCUUAGCCAUUCAGUGCGGGCACAAAAAGCUGCAUGGGAGGUUACACUUGUUUGGAGUGGAAUUUGCUCAAGCUGCUAAAAACGCUCCUGACGGCAUCCCUUUCAUCAUCAAAAAGUGCACCUCUGAGAUUGAAAGCAGAGCCUUGAAUGUUAAGGGUAUCUACCGGGUGAAUGGAGGCAAGUCAAGAAUCGAAAAGCUCUGUCAAGCCUUUGAAAAUGGAAAGGAUUUGGUAGAGCUGUCAGAACUCUAUGCCCACGAUAUCAGUAACGUCCUGAAGUUGUACCUUCGCCAGCUCCCAGAACCUUUGAUAUUGUUUCGGCUCUACAACGAAUUUAUCGGCCUGGCGAAAGAGAGCCAGAAUAUAAACGAAGACCUCGACCUGAAGCAGGCCAGCCCCAAAGCCAAGAAAAGGCAGUCGGUGUCCAUCGACCUGAACCGCUUCCUCAUUAAAACCAAAGAUCUCCUCAAACAGCUCCCCGUUCCAAACUAUAAUACUCUCCAGUUCCUUAUAGGACACCUUCAUCGGGUUUCGGAGCAAGAUGAAGAAAACAAGAUGUCUGCCCGGAACCUCGGGAUCAUAUUUGGGCCCACCCUGAUCAGGCCUCGUCAGACAGAUGCCACGGUUUCCCUCUCCUCGCUUGUGGAUUACCCGCACCAGGCCGGCAUGGUGGAGCUGCUCAUCACUCACUACGAGAAGAUCUUCGACGUCUGCCCCCGGCCCCUGGCAGUGCCACCUCAGCCGGAUGAAAACGCCCCCCUGAAAAUUGCUUCACCGGCGGAAGAGAGGGGACCGCAGCAGCACAGGAAGUCGCCGCUGUUUAUUGCUUCAAAGGAAGCCCAUAGUGAGAGUCAAGGUCUGGAAACAACUGCAUCACUGGAGCGGUUAGAUGGUCACACCCAUUCAAGAGAGAAGUCCGAUGCCUCCGUCACCGAGUGCAUGCUGUUGCCACUCACGGAAGCGAAGCAGGCGGAUAUUGAGAAAAGCAGUUCCUCCUCAGAACCUUGCGUUGCUUCAGUUUCGGCUGUGCACGCUGCCACCCAAAAGGGGACAGGCCUCACCACGGCUGUAGCCCCGCACAAAGACAACGGAACCUCGCCGCCUCCCACCGAAGGGAGUGGGAAAGCCGGUAGCCCGCUGCCCGUCAAAUCCCACCGACAGACCACCAAAGUCCAGCUGCGGGCCCUAAGGACCAAACCGGUGGUCCGCCCCGUGAGCCUGCCCAUAGAUCGGUUGCUUCCCUCGGGCCUCUUGAACGAGCGGACCUCGAGAAACCCGGGCGCCUUCAAUCCCGACAAGCCGCCCAGGAGCCCCGCCGCGGAAGAGGUUUCGGAAGCCAAGCCGCCCCCCGCCAAUAACGCCUGCUCCCGACUCUCUUGCUACGACCCUCAGACCCUGCCGAAGAGCUGGGACAAGCAGUACAAGCAGUACGACAUGACCGCCCGGACGGCGAUGAUCAUGACCAAUGCCCUUCAGGAGAACAGGGCCCGGGAGGGCGGCGGUGGCGGGGCCGCCCAGCCGUUCACGGUACCCGUCCGGGAGGCGAGAAAGACAUCCGAGGGAGGUUCCCCGGACUCCACCCGCCUGGCUGCCUUCAGGGCGACGAGAACUCUGCAGCCGCCGCCCGGGACCUUUUAUAAGCCGCCUCCGUCCAACAAGGGAAAGGGCGGCGAGGAGGACAGUCUGAAAAGCCGGGCGGCAGCAGCCCUCGCCCAAGACGGCGCCGCCGUGAAACUGGUUUUGAGCUCUGCCCUGCCGGCAGACCUGCUCGGACAGCCCGUCGGCCAUGCCAGAGCCAGCCCCGAGGAGCCGCAGCCCGCGGAGGCCAAGCCGACGUACCAGAGACUAAGACCGAAGCGGCUACAGGAGUUGGAACAGCGGGAAGCCCAUUUUGUAUAGGGUUGCCAAAUCCCCAGUCUACCUUGACGACCCCCCUGCGCUUCCCCCCACCAGCCCUCCGACCCGUCGGGGAAGGGGUUCGUCUUCUGUGCCAUAUAAAUGAAUCAUUUUCUUAUAGGCGACAUUUAAAAAGGUGAGGUGGGGGAGUGAACUCGAUUGAAUUUUAGUCUUUUCUUUCUUCCCCACAAAAGCAGAUCGUCAGCUUAAAGGCAGCUCUCCAGCCCAUAGGUGCCAUCGGUCAGAGUCCCAGGUUUAGUUCAGAGAUGGAACCACGCGCAUAUUUAGGGACAGAAACGGCAUUGGCAUAUGCAGCGCUUGAAAGAGCUCUUUCCGAUCUGAAGUGGAUAAAGGAAUUUGAUAUUUUCGCUGCCUCGGAGCACAAAGUAACGCUCUGGCUGUCUCGUCGUAUAAAAAAGCUUCCGUUCCCAAUCCGUGCAAUUCGGUGUUUCGCUCCAGAUAGAUUUUAUAAUAGCCCCAGAGGCACGGGACUGUACCAUAUGUAUCUUUCGCCGGCGUUUUUAUCGGUCGCCGGGUUUGUUUUGCUAUGUUGUCACUUUAAUUGUACAGAAAAGAUGCACUUACUGAGCUGUGCUGUUCAGAAAUAGACUAAGGCCUAGUGCUGUGCCAUUAGAUAAUAGGUGCCAAAGUCAGACGGCAGGUAACUGGACAGUUCAGGUGCCAUGCAAGUAAACACCUGUACCAGGUGUAGGUUUUAAGCCACCGCUUUUCCCUCUUGGGGUGAAGCGUUGUUUCUGCCCAGUGUCUGGAAUGAAGCGUAUGGCUCAGGCCAGAAUAACCAAAAAGUUCCUCAUCAAUAGGUGCAUCUCACGUUCACUCGGUUUGAAAUGUCUUUUGUAAUAUAGCGUUCCAUUGGCUCGACAAAACGUAUUAACCCGUUAACCGAUUCCAGAGAUAGUUGCUUCUAUCCUCCUGUGGUUUCUUUUAACUUAAAUAAAGUUUCCAGCGUAUG
Molecule: messenger RNA, 5100 nt
Organism: Tachyglossus aculeatus (Australian echidna)
Lineage: Eukaryota; Metazoa; Chordata; Mammalia; Monotremata; Tachyglossidae
Gene: ARHGAP29
Product: Rho GTPase activating protein 29
Exons: 23
Coding region: 78-4130 (1350 amino acids)
Biological process (GO): signal transduction; activation of GTPase activity
Cellular component (GO): cytoplasm
Molecular function (GO): GTPase activator activity
Source: RefSeq, a predicted model, not a curated record